AUGUCUCCAAUGAUGGAUACAAAACAACUUGUAAACACUGUGAUAAACUGCAUUAUGGCAAGUGUUGGUUUGAAGGGAAGCCUAAAUGCACAAGUUGUGGGAAGUUUGGGCAUGUGCUCAGAGACUGCAAUGGAAAUAAAACUAUACAGAAGUGGUUGUAGUAACCACAUGACAGGUGAUGACAAGUUAUUAGUUAACAUUCAAAGGAACCUGACUUCCAAGGUGAAGAUGGGAACUGGAGAAAUUGUUCAGGUUGCAGGAAAAGGAACUCUUGUGAUAGAGACCAAAUUGGGAAGGAAGCACAUUCAAGAAGUGAUGCUUGUUCAUGGACUUGAAGAGAAUUUGCUUAGUGUUGGACAUAUGGUGGAGCAUGGGUACUAUCUGGUGUUUGGAGGAAAUGUCGUAAACAUCUUCUAUGGUUGGUCACUGAACAAUCUUGUUGCUAGAGUUCAAAUGACAAACAACAGGUUCUUUCCUCUUACAAUGAUGCCUGCAAAUCAGUUGGCCUUGAAGGCAAGUGUGACACACUAUCUGUAG
Prunus armeniaca (apricot) is the source of this 537-nucleotide messenger RNA. The record is from the annotation of a GenBank genome assembly. NCBI's taxonomy places the organism in Eukaryota, Viridiplantae, Streptophyta, Magnoliopsida, Rosales, Rosaceae.